GUGAAUCCCUCGACUUCGAAGUCGACAGCAUGUAGACUCUGCCUGGUAAUCAUUCUCCUUCACAGCCAAAAUGCCAGAAACAAGUCUAGGCCUCGACUUGGCUUCCAAAAAGCAACGUACACGAGGCGAUUACCCUUAUCGUCUAGACUACCGAACGAGAUGGGCCGAUAAUGACAUGUUUCAUCAUCUGAACAAUCCAAUCUAUGGUGUUUUGAUCGACUCAAUUAUCAAUGAAUAUCUCAUCACAAAAAUUGGAUACAACACAACCACAUACCCACGCACGGCUCUUGUCGCGAACACAUACUGCGACUAUUUCGGACAGAUGCAGUACCCCGGAAUGCUGGAUCUAGGUCUGCGGGUUGUGAAGCUAGGCAAGAAUAGCGUCAUGUAUGAAGUUGGAUUUUUUGUUGAGGGCGACGAGAAAGUGAGGGCCGUGGGGGGGUUUGUGCAGAUUUGGGUCAUGAGGGAAAGUGGCAAGGCGCCGCCAGAGGGACUGGAGCCGCAUGUAAGGAAAUCUCUGGAGUCGUUGAUGCAAUCUGGUUUGAAAGAGAAAUCGAAGCUGUGAGCUGGAGUAUAGAUACCCCAUGAUCGUGAGAUCUUCACCGUUGUGUCUUGCUAGACUCCGCACCAACCUGAACGGAUCAAGAAUAAAAUGUCCGUGUAAUUUGAAGC
This is a messenger RNA of Pseudovirgaria hyperparasitica, 672 nucleotides long. RefSeq lists its product as uncharacterized. The record is from RefSeq and is a predicted model, not a curated record. Gene Ontology annotation, cellular component: mitochondrion. Gene Ontology annotation, molecular function: fatty acyl-CoA hydrolase activity. Bases 71 to 565 code for a protein of 164 amino acids. Lineage: Eukaryota; Fungi; Ascomycota; Dothideomycetes; Acrospermales; Acrospermaceae. The transcript is spliced from 2 exons.